Molecule: messenger RNA, 1830 nt
Organism: Triticum turgidum subsp. durum (durum wheat)
Lineage: Eukaryota; Viridiplantae; Streptophyta; Magnoliopsida; Poales; Poaceae
Source: the annotation of a GenBank genome assembly
AUGUCGUCCACGCCGCCGGCCGUCGCGUCCCCUGCCUCUGAGCACACCAAAUCCAAGAAAAAGAAGAGCAAAUCCAAGGACGCCUCCGCCGACCCCGACCCCGCCGCCGCCGCCGCCGAUACCACGUCGCUGGCGGACGCCGAGGCCAAGACUGAUGGCUAUAUGAUCAAGCCCCAGGCCCUGGUUCCGUCCCUCGACACCUCCACCUGGCCGCUCCUCCUCAAGAACUACGACCGCCUCAACGUCCGCACCGGCCACUACACCCCGCUCCCCUCCGGCCACUCGCCGCUCAAGCGGCCCCUCGCCGAGUAUCUGCGGUACGGCGUCAUCAACCUCGACAAGCCGUCCAACCCCUCCUCCCACGAGGUGGUUGCCUGGAUCAAGCGCCUCCUCCGCGUCGAGAAGACCGGCCACAGCGGCACGCUCGACCCCAAGGUCACCGGCAACCUCAUCGUCUGCGUCGACCGCGCCACACGCCUCGUCAAGUCGCAGCAGGGCGCAGGUAAGGAGUAUGUGUGCAUCGCCCGCUUCCACGCCGCCGUCCCAGACACGGCCCGGGUCGCUCGCGCGCUCGAGUCUCUUACCGGCGCUGUGUUCCAGCGCCCGCCGCUCAUCUCAGCGGUCAAGCGCCAGCUCAGGGUGCGGACCAUUUAUGAGAGCAAGCUGCUGGAGCAUGACGCCGAGCGCCACCUUGCUGUGUUCUGGAUCUCCUGCGAGGCUGGAACCUAUGUCCGGACGCUCUGUGUGCACCUUGGGCUGCUCCUGGGUGUCGGUGCGCAUAUGCAGGAGCUGCGCCGUGUCCGGUCAGGUAUCCUCGGAGAGCAGGACAACAUGGUCACCAUGCACGAUGUGAUGGAUGCAAUGUGGGCACUUGACAACCACAAGGAUGAGUCUUACAUAAGGCGUGUGGUGAUGCCGCUUGAGGUAAUUCUUACCAGUUACAAGAGGCUUGUUGUGAAGGACUCUGCUGUUAAUGCUAUCUGCUAUGGUGCCAAGCUUAUGAUUCCUGGGUUGCUCCGGUUUGAGAAUGACAUUGAUGUUGGGGAAGAGGUUGUUCUCAUGACUACAAAAGGGGAGGCGAUUGCCAUUGGUAUCGCUGAGAUGCCCACUGCUGUUAUGGCGACUUGUGACCAUGGUGCUGUGGCGAAGAUCAAGAGGGUGGUGAUGGACAGGGACACAUACCCAAGGAAGUGGGGACUUGGUCCGGUGGCACUUAAGAAGAAGAAGAUGAUCGCCGAGGGCCUCCUUGAUAAGCAUGGGAAGCCGACCGAGAAGACCCCAGCUGAGUGGCUUCGAAAUGUGGUGCUUCCUACUGGUGGUGAUGCGAUGAUUGCUAGCCUUGCAGCUGCUCCUGAGCCCGAGAAGGUGAAGGUGGAACAACAGGAUGUGGUGCCAAGUGAGGAGGUCAAGGAGAAGAAAAGGAGGAAGACUGAUGAGGAUGAUGUGACUGCUUCUACACCUGCAAAGAAGAUGAAGGUGGAGGAGGUCACUGAGGCAGUGGAAGGGGAGAAGAGUGAGAAGAAGAAGAAGAAAAAGAAAGACAAGGGAGAACCAGGAUCAGCUGUUUCGGAGGCAGUGAAGGAGGAGAAGAGCAGUCUGUCUGAUGAGGAGAAUGGUACCAGCGAGAAGAAAAAGAAGAAGAAGAGCAAGGAAAGCGGUGAUGAUGUUGCUCCAGAGAGUGCGGAAGUUGAGAAGAGCGAGAAGAAAAAGGACAAGAAGAAGAAGAGCAAGGAAGGCAGUGAUGAUGUUGCUACAGAGAGUGAAGUUGAGAAGAGCGAGAAGAAAAAGGAGAAGAAAAAGAAGAAAAGAGAUGCAGAGGAGGCACAAUAG